AUGGUUGACAGUGAUGAAUCUGUUCAACAGGUCGUUAGGCUGCCUACCCCUUUGAAUACCAAACCUUCUGCACCUUAUAGAUUAAGUGAGCCUAUUGAGGCAGAUGGUUUUUCUUGGCCUAGUUUAGGGGCCAGAAGAAGAGCGAAUGAGACUGAAGAACAAGAACAGCAACGGGUAGAACGUAUUUCUGACGCGAUCAAGACCAUCCUGAAUGAACUAGGGGAAGAUAUCAGCAGAGAAGGUUUGUUGAAGACGCCUGAAAGGUACGCGAAGGCAAUGCUGUAUUUUACUAAGGGAUAUCAGGAUAACCUCAUGGGUGAUGUUAUAAACAAUGCUGUGUUUCAAGAGGAUCACGAUGAGAUGGUUAUCGUGAGGGAUAUUGAGAUAUUUUCUCUUUGUGAGCAUCAUAUGGUGCCCUUCUAUGGGAAGGUCCAUAUAGCUUAUAUACCUGUUCAAAAGGUGUUGGGUCUUUCCAAGCUUGCUAGGUUGGCUGAAAUGUAUGCUAGAAGGCUUCAAGUGCAGGAGAGACUAACAAAACAGAUUGCACUGGCGCUUACUGCAAUUUUGAAGCCUAAAGGGGUUGCGGUGAUUGUUGAGGCUACCCACAUGUGUAUGGUUUCUAGGGGUAUUCAAAAAAGUGGUUCAUCCACUGUAACCUCGUGUAUGCGUGGUUGUUUCCAAAAUUCUCAUAGGACGAGAGAAGAACUGUUGAACUUAUUGAGAAGCAACAAGUAG
Eremothecium cymbalariae DBVPG#7215 is the source of this 735-nucleotide messenger RNA. RefSeq names its product GTP cyclohydrolase I (gene FOL2). Lineage: Eukaryota; Fungi; Ascomycota; Saccharomycetes; Saccharomycetales; Saccharomycetaceae. Gene Ontology annotation, biological process: tetrahydrofolate biosynthetic process; tetrahydrobiopterin biosynthetic process. Bases 1 to 735 code for a protein of 244 amino acids. The record is from RefSeq and is a predicted model, not a curated record. The transcript has a single exon. Gene Ontology annotation, molecular function: zinc ion binding; GTP cyclohydrolase I activity; GTP binding. Gene Ontology annotation, cellular component: cytoplasm.